GUUUCUAUCUACGGGAACUCCUUAUAGAUCAUUAGCAUUUUCAUUUCGUAUGGCACAUAACACGAUCAGUGGAAUAAUUUAUGAAACAUGUAACACUAUUUGGAAUGUUUUUGGACAUAUUCAUAUGCCUUUUCCGACGAAAGAUAUAUUUUACCAGAUUGCUCACGAUUUCGAAACUCUGUGGAAUUUUCCUAAUUGUAUCGGGUGUAUUGACGGUAAACACAUCCGCAUAAAAUGUCCAAAAAAAAGUGGUUCAAUGUUUUAUAAUUAUAAAAAUUAUUUUUCGGUACAUUUGCAAGGCGUGUGUGAUGCAAAAUAUAAAUUUAUUACAGUGGACAUAGGAGCGUAUGGAAAACAGAGUGAUAGCGGUGUAUUUACUGAGUCUAAUGUAUAUAAUUACCUAGAAACAAAUUCCUUUAAUGUACCACCCAACAGACCACUUCCAAACACAAAAAUUCCAAUGCCUUUUGUUUUAUUGGGAGACCAAGGAUAUCCACUAAAAGAAUAUUUGAUGCGACCAUAUCCAUGCACCACAAAUUUGGAUCCAGAAAAGGAAAUUUUCAACUAUCGUCUCAGUCGAGCCAGACGUAUGAUAGAAUGUACAUUUGGUAUAUUAGUAUCAAAGUGGAGGUGUCUAAAAACGGAAUUACAAGUUAAUGAAGGUCACAACAAAAUCGAAUCUACACUUGUACCACUCAGACAACUUCUACGCUCUUCGAUUAGACUUCCAGCAAUGCUGAAAGAGCGUUCACUGCUAGCACUACUAGCUGGAAUAGCCAAAAUUUGUCGUGCUAAUACACUUAAAUGUGGAAAAAUGUGA
Messenger RNA from Diuraphis noxia (Russian wheat aphid), 820 nucleotides. Its product is annotated as putative nuclease HARBI1. Lineage: Eukaryota; Metazoa; Arthropoda; Insecta; Hemiptera; Aphididae. The record is from RefSeq and is a predicted model, not a curated record.